CUGCUGCCAGAAGGUGGAGUGGUGGAGACGACGAGACGGGAGGGAACAAUGAAAGAGCUGGCUGGUAGUGCUAAGCAGCAGAGAGAUUGGAACAGCUAUGAAAAGGAGAGCGAAAAGCAACAAUAGCACUCUGAUUCAAAGAGGACAAAUGGAGAAACGGUGAAUAGGUGCAGAUAGAGAGUCGGGUCAUUUUCCACGCAGGCUGAAAAGUAUGCUGCAAAUGAAUGGAUUUGGUGUGGUGUUGAAUUGGGUCAUGCAGACCCCAAGAAGAGCGAAAGAUAAACACACACCCGCCUCUAGUUGCCUCGCAGGUUGACGGUGGAUGUGCGCUUUCGAGAGGCAAACGGGCAAUCUUACCGAAAUUCGCCAAACCAUAGAAGAUAACGGAGUCAACUCUCCAUUGGCACCGAAUAACCCUAAAUAGAAGAGCGCCUUUACGCACGGAACCAAACAGAGAAUUACUACCAACACAGAGGAGAAAACAAGACACAAAGACGGACCUGAAGUCAGUUCACACUAUAGGCUAUUCAUUUUUCAGACAAGAGAACCCUGCAUAGUUGAAACAAAAACACAACUGCAGUUUAAAAAUACAACUUUCAUAUAUGGACUCAUUCGUUGAUGUUGAAAUAUGAUUCAUUUCAUUUCAAAUAGAAUAGUUUAAAAAACAGGAGAUCUCGUCGGUUUAUUGCCACCAAACCCCGGUGAAUCAACCGGUCAGUUGAAGAGCGCAGGGGCUCCUCGCGCUGCGCAAAUGCAGGACCAUGGAGGAGACAGACAGGUCGCCAGCAGUGUGCCCCACAGCGUCAAGGCGAGCCUGUCUCUGUCUCCGUCGGGGCCGGGCCAGGUGGGCAGCGGCAGGGGCUCUCCCACCUCCAAGGUGGGCUACUGCGGUGGUGGCGGUGUGCCUGUGGAGGACAUGCAGGCUCUGGCCAUAACCUCCCUGUCGGCUGCAGAUGUGGCCAAACACUACGAGCACAUUCGCAAGCUGGGCAAGGGCACCUACGGCAAGGUGGACCUGGUGGCACACCGCACACAGGGCACCAAAAUGGCUCUGAAGUUUGUGACAAAGAGCAAGACGAAGCUGAAGAGCUUCCUGAGGGAGUACAGCCUGACGGGCACACUGAGCUGCAGCCCCUUCAUCAUCAAAGUCCUGGAUGUACUCUUCGAGACUGAGGAUAGCUACGUCUUCGGACAGGAGUAUGCCCCCGCGGGAGACCUGUUCGACAUCAUUCCCCCCCAGGUUGGUCUUCCGGAGGAGAUGGUGAAGCGCUGUAUGCAGCAGCUGGGUCUGGCUCUGGACUUCAUGCACAGCAAGAAUCUGGUGCACCGUGACGUCAAGCCCGAGAACGUGCUCCUCUUCGACCGUGAGUGCAGACGCAUCAAGCUGGCUGACUUCGGCAUGACACGGCGCGUGGGCUGUCGCGUGAAGCGUGUGAGCGGCACCAUCCCGUACACGGCGCCAGAGGUGUGCUGUGCCAGUCGUGCCGAAGGCUUCCUGGUGACCACCAGUCUAGACGUGUGGGCCUUCGGUGUGCUCGUCUUCUGCAUGCUGACGGGUAACUUCCCUUGGGAGGCAGCGCUGCCCGCCGAUGCCUUCUACGAGGAAUUCCGCCGCUGGCAGCGAGCAGGGUGCCCCACGGUGGCCUACCCGUCCCAGUGGCGCCGCUUCACUGAUGACGCCCUACGCAUGUUCCAGCGGCUGCUCGCCGCCGAGCCAGAGAAGCGCUGCGGCGUGAAGGACGUCUUCUGCUUUGUCAAGUACGAACUGGUCAGCGAGCUCCGACGCCGCGCCUCCUGCCGGGCCAAGAGAGGCGAGAGGUCCAGUUCGUCUGGCGUAUGCUCCGCAAGCUGUACCUCCAACUCCUCUUCGUCUUCCUCCUCAUCACGCUCCCACAGACACCCAGAGCCCUCCACCCCCCCUGGGACGACCUCACUCCUGCGCCCAGCGCCCCUGAAGAGGAGUGUCCUCUCUGACACCCAUUCCCCUCUGGAGGAGUCUCCUGGCCAGCACCACUCUUCUCCGGGCCGGGAGAAGACCAAGAGCCAGAUGGUGAUGGCUACUGCCAUAGAGAUCUGUGUCUGAGAAUGAGGGGAUGAGCAGCAGUGUUUGUGGCUGUUGCCACAGCGAUCGGAAGCUGUGCAAAGUAAUAGAGACUGCCAUUGAGACUGGAGUGAAAGGAUGACGCAUUACAACGCUGCUGAGAAGAACCCCAAUGUCAAAAUCCUGACUGUGCCACAGAAAUUGGUAUCAUCACUCACAACAGCGUACUAUAGGACGAGUCAUCACUAGAGCAUGCGUUUGUCAUUUUGAUUUGUGACCUAAGAGUUGGAGAAGCAACAUUCAAGAGUCCACUGACUGUCACCGUUUCUCACAGCAACUCGUUCUGCUGUUCAGCCAUUUUGCUUCUGAGCCCACACAGUAAGACUGCUAAUGAUGCUAACGAAAGAAACAACGCUAGCCGUUUCUAAACAAGGAGUUUGGUAAAAACACGCAAUGCUCUGAUGUCACAUCUAUUCUCUCCUUUCUCCCUCCUUUCUCAAUGUUUUUUCUUUCUUCCUCCACUUCUGUCUCUCAAUGAAUACAUUUAACCUGGGGAGGCCAAAACGUUAGCUGGUCAGGUGACUUUCUUUAGAAAACUAGCUGAUCUGAGGGCCAGUAAUCCAAUAGGGAAAACUGAUCUUCUAGCUGACAUAUCGCUGAACCAAUGGGAUCUCACAGAUUUUAUGAACAUUUAUGAACAUAAAAUGUGAAAAUGGCUAUGGACAAUAGGGGAGAAGGAUCGUUUUUCAAAAGAAGAAAAUAUGUGAAAGUGACUCUCUAAUGGAGCAGUUACUAUGACGACAGGACAUUGCUCAUCUAGACUGUCUGAACUGAGAUAGGACCUUGCUGUCAGACAUUGGGAGAUUCUAAUUUGGGUAAAAGUUCGUCCUCUCCUCGACUCCUCCGUCCUCUCUCCAUGAUCCGAAAACCGAUAAGUGUUCGAGUGGUGGAGGAGAGUGUCAAUUCGUUAGUAGGCGAACGAAGGAGCCUGCUCACCUCCUCGAUUACCUACUUCUGCAGAGGAAGCACAGGAGUAUCCUCGUGGUGGCAAGCGCCAAAGUAUUUUAAUACCUGCCCCUUUGAAUCAGCUGUUGUUUUCUUGAAGGUGAAAAGCAUGCAAACAUUUAAAAACGACAUGCUACUUAUCCUUGUAUCUAUAAAAUGUCUUGCACAACUAUCUAAAUUCAUUUUUUAUCACUUCAAACAUUUAUUUUGGGGAUUCCACCCAUGGAUAUAUAACAUAUGAUUCCACCCUUGUAAACAUAAUUUUCCUAAUAUUGUUUCAUAUAUAGUAAGCGAGAGAGGGAGGACGCAGGAGAGAGGACACAGGAGUUGAGCAAAUCCAAAUGAGAUUCCCCCAUUAUCUCAGGACAUCUUAGCGGGUCACUUCCUGUCUCACAAUGACUUCCUUAUUAGGGUUACAAGUGAUUUCCUCUGGUAGACAAACAGUUUAAAAGGACACAUUUCAUACAGUAACAGUGUGCUCAUUGGUUCAUACAGGCACAGGUAUCUUCAGGUGUGAAAAUAAAUGAUUUAUUAUAUUGACAUUCAAAUGCUUGGAAGCUGUUAUAGAAUAGAGUCCAGCGAUUGCUUAUUUUAUACCCGCUAUUUGUGUGUGUGUGGGACUGUGGGUGUGUAUGUAUAUGGGUGCAUAUGUGUGUGUUUGAACAACUAAAUCACACGCUCUUUGUAAUGGGGGAGAAAUGUUAAGAGGAAAAAUAGACUUUAUACUGUAAAUAUUUCAUAUGUGAAGUGGUACACUGUAUUAGCGUCAGGUAGUUCAACCAUGUAGCUUUACUAAUUUAGUUUUACUACUGGGAGGGGAUACAGGAUUUUAUGUUCUUUUUAGAGCAAUGCACUGUAUGUAGCAAAGGAAUAUGGCAAAGUAUGUACAGUAUAGGAAAGCUAUAAAAAGAUAAUGCUCUGUA
Molecule: messenger RNA, 3969 nt
Organism: Oncorhynchus mykiss (rainbow trout)
Lineage: Eukaryota; Metazoa; Chordata; Actinopteri; Salmoniformes; Salmonidae
Gene: sbk1
Product: SH3 domain binding kinase 1
Biological process (GO): protein phosphorylation
Molecular function (GO): ATP binding; protein serine/threonine kinase activity
Source: RefSeq, a predicted model, not a curated record